Corticium candelabrum is the source of this 1804-nucleotide messenger RNA. RefSeq names its product 2-hydroxyacyl-CoA lyase 1-like. Gene Ontology annotation, cellular component: peroxisome. NCBI's taxonomy places the organism in Eukaryota, Metazoa, Porifera, Homoscleromorpha, Homosclerophorida, Plakinidae. Gene Ontology annotation, molecular function: thiamine pyrophosphate binding; magnesium ion binding; catalytic activity. The coding region runs from base 16 to 1734 and encodes 572 amino acids. The transcript has 17 exons. Gene Ontology annotation, biological process: fatty acid alpha-oxidation. The record is from RefSeq and is a predicted model, not a curated record.
UACGCGAGGCUAAAAAUGGACGGUGCGACGUUGGUGGCAAAGUGCGUUGCGCAACAGGGCAUCGAUGUUGUCUUUGGAGUCGUCGGGAUUCCGGUCGUCGAAGUUGCUGUUGCGUUUCAGUCCGUAGGCGUUCAUUUCGUGGGGAUGCGCAACGAGCAGGCGGCAAGUUAUGCUGCAUCUGCUAUGGGAUAUCUGACUGGAAGUCCAGGCGUAUGCCUAGUUGUGUCAGGACCCGGAGUUAUCCAUGCAAUGGCUGGAAUGGUGAACGCACAAGAAAACUGUUGGCCUUUGCUGGUAAUUGGCGGUUCCAGCGAUCAAAAUCAAGAAGGCAGGGGAGCAUUCCAGGAAUAUCCACAGGUUGAUAUUUGUCGUAGCUGUACGAAGUACUCUGCCCGACCGAGCACAGUCAGUAACAUUCCAUUCGUCAUCGAGAAGGCAGUUCGAACUUGUUUGAGUGGGCGACCUGGAGUCUGUUAUGUCGACUUACCCGGAGACAUGAUCACUGCACAGACUGAGACUGCAGAUUUAAGCAUACCGUCAAGGUAUCCGGGUCCUCCGCGUCCUCUAGCCGAACCAGAACGAAUUCAAGAAGCUGUGCGGUUGAUGAGACGAGCGAAGUGUCCAUUGGUUGUCAUCGGCAAAGGAGCAGCUAGUGCACGAGCCGAACAUCCUAUACAGACAUUGAUGCAUCUCACCGGAUUUCCAUUUCUCCCAUCACCGAUGGGCAAGGGUGUUAUCGCCGACGAUCACCAACAGUGUGUCGCUGCCGCCAGAUCCACGGCUUUAUCUCAAUCUGAUGUCAUUUUACUGCUCGGUGCUCGUCUGAAUUGGAUGCUACACUUUGGACUUCCACCACGAUUUCGUGCCGAUGUGAAGUUGAUUCAGGUUGAUAUUCAUGGGGAAGAGCUGGGAAACAAUGUACAAGCUGCGGUGGGAUUACAGGGCGAUCUCCAGUCUGUUAGUAAACAGUUAUGCAACGAAUGGGUGAAGUCUGGAGAGGACAAUAGAGUCAAGACCGAAUAUCUCGACUUAUGGUGGACCAAGUUGAAGACAAAAUCAGAAGCAAACCGACAGAAAUCCAAGGAGCUCUCCGAUUUGACGACCAUACCAAUGAACUAUUACCAAGUGUUUGGCAAGAUCAAGCAGUAUGUUGAUAGAAAUACAUACAUAAUUAGUGAAGGUGCAAACACGAUGGACAUCGGUCGCACAAUGCUCGAGAACUCUCUUCCUCGUCACAGGCUCGAUGCUGGGACGUUCGGUACGAUGGGAGUUGGUAUUGGGUUUGCAAUAGCUGCUGCAAUGUAUGUGAGAGAGGGAGGAGAGAAGGCUAAUGGACGGAGAGUUGUCUGCAUCGAAGGAGACAGUGCGUUUGGCUUCUCGGGUAUGGAAUAUGAGACAGCUUGCAGAUACAACUUACCUAUUGUAUUCAUCAUUGUGAAUAACAAUGGCAUCUACAGUGGACUCAAACCUUCCGUGUGGAACGAGUCAAUCCAACCCAACCCUACACUAAGAGCUCCUCCAACAGCCUUGCUGCCGGAUGCUCGCUAUGACAAAUUAGCGUCCGUGUUUGGCGGACACGGGUACUUUGUCACAACGCCGUCCGAGCUAUCAACAACACUGCAACAAGUCUUCUCACAUCCGACGAGUCAACCGGUUAUUAUCAACGUGAUCAUAGACCCAACAUCCGACAGAAAGACUCAAGAAUUCUUUUGGCUAACAAAGUCGAGUCUGUGACACACGCUCGAGUCUGUGACGCGAGCGUCCAAGUUGGUCGCUACUCUGUAAUAAUUUAUAUUGAAAAACA